Fusarium falciforme is the source of this 1272-nucleotide messenger RNA. RefSeq lists its product as hypothetical. Lineage: Eukaryota; Fungi; Ascomycota; Sordariomycetes; Hypocreales; Nectriaceae. The record is from RefSeq and is a predicted model, not a curated record. The coding region runs from base 1 to 1272 and encodes 423 amino acids. The transcript is spliced from 3 exons.
AUGAACUACAUUCAAAACACAGGAGAAAUCUGCCUGCCGGCCGCCCUGACGCAACUUGCAAGUGGAAUAGAUGGAGGAGAGACUUUCGUACAGCUUGAAUUCUGCGUCGGCGAUAAUACGCGCGCCGGAAUACUUAGAACGUGUCCGAUGUCUGAGCACAAUAACGUUCAUCCUCUCAAAGACCGACCCAAGGGCGAGACCAAACUCCAGGACAAUUUCAUCACAGGGGAGACAUUCCAAAAAGUCUUUCAGCAUGAUAAAAUUGAUCACGAUUUGCUGACGAAAUGGUUCAUCAUCGGUCUCCCAGCAAAGUAUCCCAACUUUGUCCAACCGCUUCGGGCCUGUGCUGCGGCAGUUGAGAUGUAUUCACGUCUGCCAGAAGCAACCGUCGACUCUUCAAUUGUUGCACGCACGUCACUCACUGAUGCCCGGUGGCUAGGAGAUUUGUCUAAUGGCGGCUAUUCACCGAUGAGAUUGACACUCUCGCGGCCCCAAGCAUUUGCCUGCAUCGCCAUGUUUGAGUCGGGCCGCAUCUAUGACGUCGGAUACCUGAAGAAUGUCUUCGCUAUGACAUAUGGAAACUCCAUCUUUGUGGCUAGUCCCAUGAUGGCUGACCCUUACGAAAGGCCCGUCGAGACUGAAAUCAAGCGUGUUCCCGGCAACAUAGGACAGCCAGGACUGUCCUUCCUCAUCCCACCGCCAGAGCCAAGGAUCAGAAAGUCAAAACCUGAGGCUUGGACCGUUCUCAACCACAAGUCGUUCGAAGGACAACUCGAGGACAACUUUUGGAAAACGUCGAUGCACUUGACCCUCACACAGUACCAGCCUAGGUUGCCUGGCUUGAACCACGAUGAACACUUCAUUGAUGAAGCGAGUGCCCUCCGGGAGACUCUGGUCCAGGUCUACGACAGCUCGGAAUGGGUAUGCGAUCUCGACAUUCUAUCGGCCUUGAGUAACCCGCUGGUAUCUCGUGUUACAUGCAGUGACCGGGAACAGCACACAGCAUCUCAGACGAUUCCGGAUACUUUCCCGCAAACCGCCACAGUGGAUAACUGGGAAGAACUACUUACGCCGCCCGUUGAUGCAGCAGUCUCUGUUGUUCGAACAUCCGGGAACUGGCUAGGAAGGCUCGCUGCCGUGGGGGUUAGCAUCCGCUUAAGGAGACAUGCCGUUAUUCUUCCGAAACAGCCAUGUUGGUCUUGUGUUGAGACUCACCUGAUAGGAUUGAAGCCUUCUGACGAUGAUGAUCUGGACCCUGUCUUGAUCUUGUAA